AUGACAUCUCCGGACCUUCGGGUCUGGUUACUUGUCAUUUUCUCGAUUACUUGUUCUGUAACAAGUCAAUCCGAUUAUGAGCAGUUUCAAGAGUUUAUAACAACAGAAAGCGAGAGAGGGCUAUUUCCAAACAUUUUCAAUUUGGCAACAAACUCUCUGAUUAACGCUACAUCCACUUGCGGUCAGACGCAUCGUGAAGAAUACUGUAAGCUUGUAGAACAUGUCUUAUUGAGAAAAACCUAUCAAGAAGACUCGCCUCAAUGUGACAUAUGUGAUGCUAAUGAUGUUCGGCAUCGGCAUCCUAUUGAGUUUGCAAUCGAUGGUACUAGAAGAUGGUGGCAAUCACCUUCUCUGGCUAAUGGCUUAGAGUUCGAAAAAAACAAUAUCACUAUUGAUUUACGUCAAGAGUACCAAGUUGCUUAUAUCAUAAUAAAAAUGGGAAACUCACCUCGACCUGGAACAUGGGUUUUGGAGAAGUCUUUGAACGGAGUUGAUUAUACUCCCUGGCAAUAUUAUGCAAAUUCUGAAGCUGAAUGCAUGAGGUUGUUCGGAAUUCCAGCCACAUCAGGAGUUCCUCGUUAUCAGAGAGAUGAUGAGGUUCACUGCACCAGUGAAUAUUCAAAAUUAACUCCAUUGGAAGGAGGAGAGAUUCACACGUCUUUAGUCAAUAGAAGGCCAGGAGUUGAGAAACCUUCUCUCGAGCUACAAAAGUUUACAAAAGCUCGGUAUGUUAGGCUUCGUUUGAUAUCCCCUCGCACUCUUAAUGCGGAUUUGAUGAUAAUUAACAGGCACUCACAUCGUAUUGAUAAGUCCGUUACAAUGAGAUACUUCUAUUCAAUCUCUGACAUAUCCAUCGGUGGGCAAUGUAUAUGCUAUGGUCACGCUGAAAGCUGUCCUAGUGAUCCUGUAACAGGACAAUUCAAAUGUGAAUGCCGGCACAACACUUGUGGGGAGUCCUGUAAUCGGUGUUGCCCACUUUUCAACCAACUACCUUGGAAAGCAGGGACCAACAGUCAUCCUAAUAUUUGCCAACAAUGUCAAUGUUUCAAUCAUGCUGAUUCUUGCGUUUAUGACGAAGAGCUCGACCUCAAUAAAUGGUCUAUCACGCCUGAAGGAGUUUACGAAGGAGGCGGAAGAUGCAUCGAUUGCAAACAUAAUACCGUUGGAUAUAACUGCGAAAGAUGUCAAGACAGUUUCUAUAGACCAAGUGGGCUGUCCCAUUAUAGGGAAGAUGCCUGUCGACCUUGUGAUUGUGACCCGAUCGGUUCUGUUAGUGACGUCUGCAUAAAAGAUGAUCAGUCUGCCAUCAACGGACAACAACCUGGAGAUUGUGUUUGCAAACCUGGUUUCGGAGGUAGACGUUGUGAACGAUGUGCGCGUGGUUAUCGUAACUAUCCAAACUGCGAACCUUGUCCUUGCAAUCAGGCUGGAUCUCUCAAUUACGACCAGUGCGAAGAGGCCAAUUGUCAAUGCAAAGCUAAUGUCGAAGGAGUUUACUGUGACAGAUGCAAGGAGGGAACAAUUCAUUUAUCAGCUUCAAAUCCUCAAGGAUGUCAGCCUUGUUUCUGUUUUGGUAUGACCAAAAACUGUACACAAGUUGACUGGUUGAAAUCCGUGGUUUCCAACAAUAUUGGUUGGAAUUUAACCGAUUUGACUGGAGGCAAAGACAUACGACCUGAGACUGAGAACGGCGAAGUUCUUCUCUUCAAUGCUAAUCAGAAUCGAGAUCGAUCAUUAUAUUACUGGAAGGCUCCUGAUAGCUUCAGUGGUAACAUGCUAAAUAGUUACGGUGGAAACUUGCUGUAUUAUGUUUAUUAUGUACCGCAAGAUCAGGGCAACCCUGUUCCUGUUGCGGAUUUGAUUAUCGAAGGCAACGGGAUUAAAUUGGAAUAUUAUUCAAGAAUGGAGUUUUUCCCAAGAGAAAAUAUGACUGUUCAAAUCCCUAUCAGGGAGGGUUCAGGGUGGUAUAAUUCGGCAUCUCGAACUUCAGUAGACAAGGCGGACAUGAUGAGAGCGCUGGCAGACGUACAAAAGUUUAUGGUCAGAGCAAUGUAUCAGCAAAACCAAUUGCAAAGCUCAAUUUUCGGAUUGGCCUUAGACACCGCUGUGCCACAACCGGAAGAAAUGGAUGACGAAGACGAAGAAAACGUACUAGUUCCUCCAGUUGUUGACUUGUCGAUGAGGGGUGUUGAAGUAUGUAGUUGUCCCCCUGAUUUUGUCGGCAAUAGUUGUGAGUCUUGUGCACCCGGAUUCCGACGCGUUAACAAUCAACUGUAUGGAGGACGUUGUGAAAAAUGUGAUUGUAACGGUCAUUCUGAUAAGUGUGAUCCCCACACAGGAAAAUGCCUUGAAUGUCAGCACAAUACAGCGGGACCACGUUGCGAACUGUGCUUGUCGGGAUAUUACGGAAACCCUUCCCUAGGCGGAGAAAUGGGGAUGUGCCUUCCUUGUGAAUGCCCUUCUUUGGAGAACAAUCGUUCCCCAGAAUGCAUGAUGACUCAGUUAGUUGUCUCAGGAGCAGCAGCCUCGAAAGAAGAUGAUUAUGUUUGCACUGCAUGCGAGAAAGGAUAUGAAGGAAACAAAUGCGAAGUUUGUGCCGAUGGAUUUUUCGGAGAUCCGAUGUCUGAGAAUGGAACUUGUGUUGACUGUGCCUGUAAUGGCAAUAUCGAUGUUAUGGCCAUUGGCAACUGUGACACAGUUUCUGGUAAAUGUCUUAAGUGCAUUGGGAACACUGCUGGUGACCAUUGUGAGGUCUGCAAAGAAAAUCAUUGGGGAAACGCUCUGGACCAUACUUGCAAAUCUUGUGGAUGUCAUCACAUCGGUUCUAUUAUUCAGCAAUGUAGUUUGGAGAAUGGUGACUGCGAAUGUAAAGAAAACUACAUUGGAAAACAUUGCGAUCGUUGCAUGGAUGGCUUCGGAGAUGUGGAAAACGAUUGUCCGAAGUGUAAUUGUGAUCUCGUCGGAAGUAUUGGAUCUGAAUGUGACGCUGUCAGUGGUCAAUGUGAUUGCAAGCAAGGUGUUUUCGGAAAGCAUUGUGGUCAAUGUCGACCAUCAUACUUCAAUUUGACGAUAGAAGGAUGUCAAUUUUGCCAUUGUAACAUAUAUGGUUCCAUUGAAGAUGGCAAAUGCGACACUGUUACCGGAAAAUGUGAAUGUAGAGAAAAUGUAGCCGGGAAAAUGUGUGAGAAAUGCGAAGAUGGGUUCUUCAAUAUAUCUAGCGGAGAAGGAUGUCAAGCCUGCGAUUGCGAUGUCACUGGAUCACUCAGCUCGGCUUGUAAUAUUGUAUCAGGGCAAUGCGAAUGUAAAGCUGGUGUUAGUGGUCUAAAAUGUGAUAAAUGCUUGGCAAAUCAUUAUGGAAUGGAUGAAGAAGGAUGUAAAGAAUGUGAGCCUUGCCCUGCCCCUGGACAAGUGUGCGAUUCGGACACUGGUGAAUGUAUAUGUCCUCAAAACACAAUUGGCGAUAUGUGUGAAGAGUGCGCGGACGAUUCCUGGAACUACCAUCCUCUCAACGGGUGUCUCAAAUGUGAUUGUAGUUCUAUCGGUUCCAACGAUGCUGGUUCUUGCGAUACUGCUACAGGGCAGUGCGCAUGUAAAGAGGGAUAUGUCGGUUUGAAGUGCGAUAGGUGUACUCAUGGAUUUUUCAAUUUCCCCAACUGUGAACCUUGUAAUUGCAAUGAAAAUGGAACUGAUACUACUCAAUGCAAUGAUGGGCUCUGUCUGUGUGAUGAUAGUGGGCAAUGUCCAUGCAAGAAAAAUGUAGAAGGGAUGAAGUGUGAUACAUGCAAGGAGCAUACUUUCAGUAUUGAUGCUUCCAAUCUCUUAGGAUGUACUGAAUGCUUCUGCUUUAAUCGUAGUACAUCAUGCAUGCAAAGUGAACUUUAUUGGCAACAAGUGUAUGCAGAAGAUCGCCGGGCUGUUUUUGAGGAGCCAUGGGACUUCUAUACGAAAAAGCAUAGUUUGAAUGUUCUGAAAAGUCACCCUCUUCGGUUGAACAGUUAUCCUACCGACGCUACUCCUGUGUAUUGGCAGCUGCCAGAAACUAUGACGGGAGAUCGCACCAGUUCUUAUAACGGCUUUUUACGCUUUAAAAUAAUUAAUGAAGACAAUAGGCGUGGUCUUCUUGGAGUAAGACCUGAGCAACAGUACUUCCGCUACUUCCCCCAAGUUGUGCUUGUUGGAAAUAACCGCAUCGAGCUUGAACAUAUUCCAACGGAGAUAAAAGAAGAUGGAAAGUAUAAAAUUCGAUUGCAUGAAACGGAAUGGAGAAUGCGUCAUGCCCCAGAACUAUCAUUGACAAGAAAAACUAUGAUGAUAGCCUUACAAAAUCUCCAAGGAAUAUAUGUUCGAGGAACAUAUAACUAUCCUGCACGAGGUGACGCCAUAAACAUAAAGGAAAUCUCCCUAGACGUUGGAGUCAGUAAAUCCGAAGCUGCAUCCGAUAGCUUGGCUAUCGGUGUAGAAAAAUGCGUGAGCUGUCCACAAGGAUAUUCAGGACAAUCUUGCCAAAACCCUGACGAAGGAUAUUGUCGAAAAAGACAUCGCGACUAUUUGAAUAACAUCGAUGAUUUGACAUUAAUUGGUUGGUCAGAGCCAUGUCAGUGCAAUGGACAUUCUACAACAUGUCAUCCUGAAACAUGUGUCUGCACGGACUGUCUGCACAACACAAUCGGAGAUAUGUGUGAGCUUUGUCGGAAUGGUUUCAUUGGAGAUGCGCGAGAAGGAGGUUCAGCUGCUUGCACUCAAUGUGCCUGUCCUCUAAUUGAGAACUCAUUCUCGGAUUCAUGUGUUGCUGUAACUUAUGGUCGUGGCUAUGUAUGUAAUGCAUGCCGUAAAGGAUACACAGGUCAGUACUGCGAAAAUUGUCAAACUGGGUAUUUCGGUAACCCCGAAAUACCAGCUGGCUUCUGUGAGGAAUGCAACUGUCACCCAGAUGGAAGUUUGAACAGUAAUUGUGACCCUUUAACUGGUCAAUGCGAAUGUCGACCCGGAGUUACGGGAAGAGAUUGUAGCCGUUGUCAGGAUAGACAUGCCUUCAUCGGAGGCGUUUGCACAUCUUGUGAUCAAGGAUGCUACCUUCCAUUGAUGCUGCUUAUCGACGAUUUAGAGGAGACAUUAUCCAAGCAAAACUUCAGUAACCUAAAACCAAUACCUUGGAAGCGCGUUGCUCGUAUUGGCAACAAUACAGAACUGAUUUCUGAAUUUGUCAAGUCGCUGAGUUCAUCAUCUGGAGGAAGCGAAUCUGAUGUCCAGCACAUCGUGGCAGAUAGUAAAUACGCAAAAGAAGCUUUUAGCGUUAUUGAAGAAGCUAGAUUCCAAAUGGAACGCAUGGAAAAGUCUGCCCUGUCUAUCGGACAGUUCACUGGAUUAGCUGAAAAAGCGAUACUAGAUGCUCAAGUUGCUUACGCUAAUGCAUUCAACAUCACACAAUUUUUGAAGCAUUUCCAUACAUAUGGUGGCUCUUCUGUUGGUGGAGCAACUUUAGAUUCUUGGGCCCUUGAAUCGGAAGCUCAUUACAACGCAACAUUGGAUCGAGGACUCUACAUAGAAAAGCGUUUGAAUCGAGCUCAAGCUGAGCAUCAAAAGAAUGAGGAACUUUUGAAGAAGGUUUUCUCCAAAAAGUUGAAUGAUACAGUUUUCGAAAACUUAACCAAUCGUCUGCAAGAGUUUGGACAAUGGUUAGAAGAGUUUCGCAUUACUAUUCAUGAUACCUCACGCAAGGAUACACAAGAAGCUGAGCGUAUGACCAACUUGGUAUCGAAACGGAUAGACCGGUAUAAGGAAGUAAGCAACGAAAUCGAGAAACAUCGUGCAGAAGCUGAAGACGUCUUAGCAAAUGCAAAGGACGGAACAGAGAUGGCGAAGUCAGAUCUAAUGCAAGGAAUGAUCUCCGACGUCCAGCAUAUCAAUCUGACUUUAGAACGUGCGAAUGAAAGCGCAGAUAAAUGCAGUAACUUAACAUUACUGUACGCUCAACUAAUAGACGAAUAUGAUGAACAAUAUGUUCAAAAGUCUUCAGAACAUGCCACUCAUUUAGCUCAUGAAGGCAAGCGAUUAAAAGAUCAGUUUAAAGGAACCCAAGCUGAGGCGGCCAACCCUUUGAGAGCAUCGCAAGCUUAUGAAGACAUUGUUGCAGCUCUACGGAACGCAAGUCAUGCAUCUGCUAAAGCUUUAAAGGCAGCCAAUGAUGCUCAUUCUGAAGAUGUGGAAUCAGAAACAUCCCAGUUGAAGCAAGUUCAAGCAGCCAGUGAACAAAGUAAAACCUUAUCGGUUGAAGCUGAUUCACUCAAAAAAGAAUGGACUAAUGAAGAGUUUGAGAAGCAAAGAGAGAAACUGAACGAUCGACUAGCUUCUGUCCACGAUUAUAAUAUUGAUAUGAUCAAAAGAAAUGAUGGUAUUCGAGGACAAUGGAAUAAGUUCGACGAUCACCAUGAUCGUAUGGCAGGAUUACAAAGCGUUGCUAGAGACGCGGACAAAAAAGCUGAGAACAUUCGUAAAACAGCUGAAGAAUUGAAGCAGGAGGUCCGGCAAAUUAAUGAUGAGACUGCAAAAUUAGAAAACAGUACGCGUCAGGGGAUACAGGAGGAACUGAUCAAGUUACGUGAUGCCCGCACGCAUCUGGAAAAGCAAACUAAUGUCCUCGGUCGUGUUGGCGGCUUAUCAUCGGCUAAUAGGCAAAGAGCAGAUGAAAUGGAGAAACAGCUGAGUCUUCUCAAGGAGAGGAUCAAUGAAGCACGAGAGCGUGCCCAAGAAAUUCGUUUGUCUCUUUCCAGCUCUGAAGUUAGUACUUGCCAUCGAAAAUAUGUAUCACCCGCUCAUCCUUCGCCAGCUAACAAAAUUUCGAUCAAGUAUAGACCUCAAAGGGUAGUCCCAGACUCCGCUGUCUUAGUAACGAAAACAAAGCAUCGCAGAACUGUGGCUAGUGAAUAUAUCGCUGUUGAAAUAAGAGACAAACGAGUUGUAGUCCAUUGGAAUGUUGGAGCUGGAAAAAAAAUGGCAACGAAUAAGCAUCCAAUCAACUAUAUCCCAUCAACUGAUCGUAGUUCAUGGUAUCAUAUUGACGUUAUGCGUUUCGGAAAUGCCAUUAAUCUUACGGUCUCCGUUCAAGAAACUAUUGGAUUAGAACCUUCCCGAGCUCGUAAAGACGCGGUUUCUGUUUUAGUUGGAGAGUCCAAUAGCUCAGGAGAUGUUAUUUUUAAUACUGUUCCUGGACAGACAUUGCUAGAAGCCGGUGUAGAGCAAUCGGAUGCUUCUGAUAUAGGUUUGGCUACGCAUAAAUUCUUCGGAACUAUUGGGGAAAUCAACGUGGACGAUGUUUCCGUUCCACUAUGGACGUUUGAAAGCAGUUCGACCACAUGCUCAGGCGACAUUCCACCUCCGCAAUCGCAAAAUCGAGGUCAUAUGUUCCGAGAUGGUUUUGCUCUUGUGAAUAUCAAUGUACAAGAAAGAACAUUGUCUUCAUACGCAGUUAUAUUCAACGCGUAUUCUCCCAACGGUUUGCUAUACUUCCGAGGAAGCACAGAAUCGGGAGAUUUUGCUGCAAUCUAUUUGGAAGAUGGCUACGUUGUGUUCAAAGUACACCUCGGAGGAGAAUCCACGGCAAUCAUACGCUCGAGAAACUCAUAUAAUGACGGCAAGCAACACACCGUCAAAGCCAUACGCAAUCAGGAUGAAGUUCAUCUACAGGUUGAUAGUGAUGCUGAUCGUUCAUCUUCUACUCUGCCAGGAGAAAACACAGCCCUAAAUAUCAACAACGAAGAUCAUUUUGUUGCCGGAAUUCCAGCCGGCUUCAAUGUUUCUAAAUUUGGCCAGCACAAUAUACAAUGGAGGUCUUUCUUUGGAUGUAUUCAUUCUGUGAAGUUAGCUGGAGUUGUUGAACUGGACUUGAGAUCUCCUGUUCGAUCUCAUCGUCGACAACCUGGUUGCUUGUUCACAGACGAAGAAAGACUUCAACCUACUGAUCGUUUAGUAGGGUUCUCUAAACCAGGCUACCUUUUGACACAAGGUGUUAUCAUGGAUAACAACUCAACAUUUGGUUUUUCAUUCCGCACAAAGGAAGAGAAUGCUACGUUGGUGUUCCAAUCGUCCAAGUUAUCUGAUAACCGAAGAAAGCAAAGAGAUGCCACCAACGAUGGAAAAGGUUUCAUGGCCUUUUACCUUUUCCGUGGUUAUCUUGUCUUACAUUUUGGCAAAGAUGCUUCAUCUCGAAAAGAUGUUGUUACAAUCAGAAGUAGUCAAGUGUACAAUGAUGGCCAAGUUCACUCCGUUUUCAUGAGCAGGAUUGAGAGAAUAAUCCGCUUACGAGUUGAUGAUAAAGAAGUUGGAGAUGGGCAACAACUGGAAGAUCAGAGUUCCAUCGGAAACUCGAACAGUCAGAUGUUCCUUGGUGGACUAUCCGAUAGGUCUAAGCCAUCAAAUGGAGAAAUUCCAUCCACAAUUCCCCUGAUUGGUUGUAUUUCGGAUAUGGUUCAUGAUUAUAAACCACGAUCGUUCAUUCCGGAAGAUCACGAGGCAGAAAUAGGAAUAUGUGCCAUGGAAUCUUAUCACUUCUAUCCUUUCGAUGAUCCCAUUGAUGGAGAAGCUCCAAAAGGACUUCGCAAGGAUUCUCGAAUUGCUCAUCAGCUAGAUAGGGAAUACUAUGAUGUUCAUUCGACUCUUUCUUCUCAGAACAUCACCAGAUCCACAUCCGAAACACCACUGUGUCCUGGAACAAUCAGCCAGUUCUCAUAUGAUGAAGAACGAGCUGCCAGGUUUGGAUUAUCCAAAAGCUCUCACAGUCGAAUAAACUUCGAAGCUGGAAAUUACCCUAAUAUGACAUCCUUCUCGAUCAGCAUGUCCGUGAGAACGGAACAAGAGAACGGAAUGUUGUGGGUAUGGGCAAACUACAAGACCUAUUCAAGAUACAUUUACUUAAAUGUGAUUGAUGGAUUCGCUGUGCUUGAGGUGAAAGGCCAUAAACAGCCGAAGACUAUAAGAGCCUUAGAACGAAAAAUCGAUGACGGGCAUUGGCACGAUAUUGUGAUAACUAAGAAUGAUAGGCAAAUAUCUAUAAUCAUUGACGACCUGCCUCCUGAAGUUAUGACAGAUGCACCAGCUCCUAAAGUUAUGAAAAGGCGGAUGUAUAUUGGUGGUGUUAUCUCGAAACAUCGUAGAUUAUUCGAUUUGACGAUUCCUGGAUUUGAUGGAUGUAUUCGAGAUUUGCGCUUCAACGGCGUUCCUCAAUCUCUGGAUGCAACCUCUCGUGAUGUUCGAACAGGAGUUUAG
This is a messenger RNA of Auanema sp. JU1783, 9261 nucleotides long. NCBI's taxonomy places the organism in Eukaryota, Metazoa, Nematoda, Chromadorea, Rhabditida, Rhabditidae. The record is from the annotation of a GenBank genome assembly.